AUACGUUGUACAUUCGAACAUGUGCAUCUGGCAUAGACUGUAUACAUAGAUCUUAAGCAGCUUAACUAUGAAGUUAUAUUUGCAAGCAAAGACCUUAGAAUCACAUCCGCAACAUGUUCGUAGUUAGUUAUCAGUAGCUGCAGCCGUUGGCGUUGAUUGAACCUAUUGCAGGUGGAACGCUUUUUAUGAGCCUUAUGAAUAUGCGUGUAGCGUACUUGACUAUCGAACGUCGCCUGGCUCUUGCUGAGCAAUUUAGUAGCCAUCUUAACGACUCCCUUAGAACAGACGUUUUGGUAGUUACAAAGUAGGUAGAUAAACUGUUUACCAAGGCGAAUAGUGGUAAUUCCUCCUGGAGGAAGAUCUUCAAAGAAGGUGUCACUUUUAACAGCGGUUCAUUUUGGCGCAACGGCUUGUGGGUAAAUUUUGGGUGCAGCUUGCAGUAGAAAGAGUAUCUGACCAGGAACUUCGAUUCGCUCUUCUUGAACCGCAGUAUCUCAAACCUGGAAAACAACAUCUGUUUCUUUUUGGUUCGGUUAUUGUUUGAGAGAUUUAACCAAAUUUAACCCAGCGACAAAACUGUUUAGAAUAUUAUAGGUAUGAGUUUAAACGAACAUUCACUCCAAGCCCUGUCUUGGAGGAAGCUUUAUUUGAGCCGAGCUAAACUCAAGGCAUCAAGUAGAACGUCGGCUUUGCUGUCUGGAUUCGCUAUGGUGGCGAUGGUGGAGGUGCAGUUGGAUACCACUUAUCCUUACCCCCCUGGUCUGCUGAUAGCCUUCAGUGCCUGCACCACUGUGCUGGUGGCCGUUCACCUUUUCGCUCUAAUGGUCAGCACUUGCAUUCUUCCCAAUAUAGAAGCUGUCAGUAACGUCCACAAUCUCAACUCUGUGAAAGAGUCUCCCCACGAACGUAUGCACCGCCACAUCGAGCUGGCCUGGGCGUUCUCCACUGUGAUUGGUACUUUGCUGUUCCUGGCGGAGGUAGUGCUCCUGUGUUGGGUCAAGUUUCUGCCUGUGAAACCCAGCAAGCCGGUGACACCCAGCAAGGCUAGCAACGAAACCGUGGAGAUGUCUGCUGGAGUGGCCGCCGCCAUCACCUCCACUUCCAUCAUGGUGCCCUUCGGUCUGGUGUUUAUCGUUUUCGCUGUGCACUUCUACCGAUCCCUGGUCAGUCACAAAACAGACCGGCAGUUUCAGGAGCUGGAGGAGCUGUCCAACCUCACCAGGCUUCAGAACGAGCUCGACCACAGAGGAGAACCGUCGCUCAUGCAGCCCCCCGGUUCUCACUUCCCUUGAAGAGGAACCCGAAACCUACUGUAUGCCACGAAGAACUUUGACAUUUAUGGAUGUUU
Molecule: messenger RNA, 1348 nt
Organism: Hypomesus transpacificus
Lineage: Eukaryota; Metazoa; Chordata; Actinopteri; Osmeriformes; Osmeridae
Gene: orai1b
Product: ORAI calcium release-activated calcium modulator 1b
Exons: 2
Coding region: 597-1292 (231 amino acids)
Biological process (GO): store-operated calcium entry
Cellular component (GO): membrane
Molecular function (GO): store-operated calcium channel activity
Source: RefSeq, a predicted model, not a curated record